Theobroma cacao (cacao) is the source of this 685-nucleotide messenger RNA. The record is from RefSeq and is a predicted model, not a curated record. NCBI's taxonomy places the organism in Eukaryota, Viridiplantae, Streptophyta, Magnoliopsida, Malvales, Malvaceae.
AUGGGGGAACUUCCCUUUGAUUUGGACGAGAUGUCGUUGAGGAUUCCCGUCGUGAAGCUUUUGAUGAAGAAGAAGGUGAUGAUGAUGAUGAUGCUUCAAGGCUGCAACUUGGAAAAGAAAAUACUGGCAACCGGGAUUUGGAUAAGCAAACGAUUCAACGACAAGAAACGAAGGAGACUUUGUCUUUUCUCUCGCUUUGAAUUCACUGGGACAAGAGACAACUCUGAUGAUAAUUCCGUGGAAGACAGUAAUAGCACUCUCGACAACGAUAUCGAUGAGCUGUUGGUUGAUGUCGACUCAAGGAUACGGCCGGCGAGUAAAACAGCCAUCGAAGGAUUAGAGAAGGUGAAGAUUAGAGAAGGGUUAGGCGAUGAAAGGUUUUGUUCGGUGUGCUUGGAAGAGAUGUCGACGGAGAUGGAAGCAAGACGUCUGCCUUGCUCUCAUAUUUAUCAUGCUGCCUGCAUUAUAGAGUGGCUGAAGAAUAAUAAUAAGUGUCCCUUGUGUCGCUACAAUAUGCCCGUGGUUGAUUUUGAUCUGAAUAUGUAAAGAAUGCCUUGGUGGAUUUUGAUCUCAAUCUUGAUCCUAAUCUGACUAUGUUUUCUUUUCUUUCUUUUCUUUGAGUUUUUGUUUGUGCUCUAACUGAUCAACAAUUUAUUUGUAAUUUUAAAUUAAUGCAAUUAAUUAG